UGGGCAGUUAACAAACAUGAAUAAAGCAGCUCUGAAAACCCCCUGAAGGGAGAGAGAAUACAAAGUCCCAAAGCUGCAAUCUGAGGCCUUUAACUGCCUUUAUGUACAAGGUUAUGUAAAUGUAACCUGUCAACUGACUAAGGCACAUCAGCACAUUUUCAGUGCUUCAAACGAUGAGAAAUAUUUAUGGGACUAGUAGAAAGAUGACAUCCACUGUAAGUACCAGCUUCACCUUGAUUCCCAACCAGAAAUACAGACGCAGUAGCCGUCGCUCCAAACCAUUCUGCCACACUGUGGACACAGAUUCUGAGUCACUGUCCACGCUUGGGAAUUUUAAAGCAUUGCCAUUAGAGAUCUUUCAAAUGGUUUUGAAAUAUCUCUCAGUGACGGAUAUUAGCAUGCUAAGCAUGGUAUCGAAAGCCAUCAGCAACCGCCUUAUUAAUUACAUCUCAACCUCAUCAGGAAACAGAAGGCUUUUACUGCAAGAUUUUCAUAACCUUGAGAUAUCUGGCAAGAGAGAAGGAUCCUGUAUAUUAGAACACUACAGAUCUCUAGGUUUGUUGCUUAAAAGGUGCACGCUAUUACUGCCCACAAAAGACAGGCUAAAGUACAUACACAAGAUACUCUCAGAAGUUUCCUGUUUUAAACUCAGCGGUUGCCCAAGCCCAUUGCAUUGCUUGGGAUUACAGUGCUAUGGUGUGUUUUUACAGACCCUGACAGCAGGCUGGGAUGAAUUAGAAUGCCAUCGUGUUUAUAACUUCCUCUGUGAGCUGAGCAAUCUACCCCGCAAAGUACAGACAGUUGUCAGCAGCAAACCAGGAAGCGCCCGAAAGCUGGAAUUACGGAUAAGGUUAUUCUGUCGCAGUGUCCUGCUAAAUCACUGGAUUCAUCGAAGUGAUUCUGCAUUUUGGCUGACUCGUAUCUUAAAACCGUGGCCAAUGGUUAAUCAAGCCCGGUUGUUAUACAUCAUUUUUGGCCCAGUCUCCUCUAUAAAUGGACAUGUGGUUUGGCAGAAAAUGAUAGACGGACCAACUGAUGAGACCAGUUUAAAGGGUCUAGCUGAUGCUAUUAAACUACUGUAUGACACAGAAGCUAAAGAGUGGACAGCAGAUGAUGUUAUCAGUCUUGUGGAUGAAUUGUCAGUGGUUCCCCGGGAGUGGCUCAUGGAGAAUAAUGCUCGCCUCCUCAUAUUGAGUGGAAACAACAUCUGCUUCACCUUCAUGGCUAGUAAAGCUGUGAAUGGGCGGGCUGUUGAGUUGGCCAGGCUAGUAGUCUUUCUGGCUUUGGUCUGUGAAAAGGACCUAUACUGCAUGGAUUGGGCAGUAAAAAUGAUGCAGAAAGUCUGUAAGGUUUUCAGCACUCCCGGCGAAAGGAAUAACUUCCUGCAGAGCGUGGAAAAUGCAUUUGCUCACAUGAUCAUGGACAUGUUACAGUCAGUAAUGUCUGGAGAUCGUGAGGAAGAAGACAGCAGCUUUUUGAAUUUAUUUCACCUGGUGAAUGCACAAUCUAACUUCCAUAAGGAAAUUCUAUAUCUCACCAUGAGAAGUACCUCUACUUAAAUACUCACAAUUACUACAGUGAUUCAUAUAGGUGUCCACUUAUCUUUUAAAUUCAUUCUCCAGCAGCUUCUUGCCAAGUUUUAACAGCUACUGAUCACACUAUCAAAAAUAGAAAAUAUAAUAACCCGUUAAGUCUGGAAGUAUAACUUUUGCAGAAGCAGCAGAAGGCUGACGGGAGAUGCUAGUGAAAUACAAAGCAGAAGAAUUACUUAAACCUAUAAAGAUGUAGUGAGGCAACUAUAAGAAACUACAGCACAAUCUGUGCAAUAAACUUGCCAAAGAGUGUGUGUCAAGAUGUGCUGAGAAGCCCAUCUGUGACAUUCCAUGGUUUGACUGUUAUGGGUGGGAAUACACACUGCAUUCUUCUCCCACUGUGUAUGUUUGGAUACAAAAUAAAAAUGACAUGGUGUUGAGAUUUGAUGUACAACCACAAAUUAAAGAAUGUUGUUUUAGUUCAGAACAGAAAAUAUUUUGCUCUUUUAAUUUUGUUUUCUCUUUGGAAUCCAUUAAUUAAAAACCAAUAUAAUGAGAAAGGCAUUGCCAGGUAUCUCCAGUUCAAGUUACACUUGGGUAUCUAUAAUUCACUCUGAUAUUCUUCGCUCCUGAACUCUGCCGUAGGUAUCUGCAUGGCUUGGGCAUUAAGUUUCAGUACAAAGGCUCUCUGGAAAAAGCCAUAGUUUUUUAAGGAUGGAAGGUUGGUUUUUUGUUUUGUUUUUUGUGGGUUUUUUUUUUUUUUUUUUUACAGAACAUGCUUUUCAUCUAUAAAGCAGAAGAAACUUCAGAAUGCACCUUUGUACUAAAUAUAAUAACUGAAUAGUUAAAAAAAUUAUAUGUCUGCUAAGUUGAACAAUGUUUAAUGCAUGUAGAUAUUAAUUCAUGAAGAUCACUGGUUUUUAUUAAAGUACCAGAUAUGUAUUCUAGUCUAAAAAAAUUAUAUUUAUGGUACAUUGCUUUAAAAAAUGAAAAUAUUUAAUAUGUGCUAAACAGUAUUUAUUACAUUUUGGGUUAUUUAUAGGAUGGCUAUUUUCUUCAUAUUAUUAAAAUACCUUUUUCCU
Molecule: messenger RNA, 2614 nt
Organism: Pelodiscus sinensis (Chinese soft-shelled turtle)
Lineage: Eukaryota; Metazoa; Chordata; Testudines; Trionychidae
Source: RefSeq, a predicted model, not a curated record